Molecule: messenger RNA, 669 nt
Organism: Rasamsonia emersonii CBS 393.64
Lineage: Eukaryota; Fungi; Ascomycota; Eurotiomycetes; Eurotiales; Trichocomaceae
Exons: 5
Coding region: 1-669 (222 amino acids)
Source: RefSeq, a predicted model, not a curated record
AUGGAUCCUCAGCAGCGAAUAAUGGUGGAUACAUCCUAUCAGGCCUUCGAGAAUGCUGGCUUUAAACUUCCGCGGUCCAAGUAUGAAUUUGGACUCUGCUUGUUCGAGCAGCCUAGGCGCUUUGCACAUCGCCUGUCAGGAUCGGCCGAAUGGCACAUUAUGAUUAUUAGGAGUGUUCGACAGUACCGCCAAAUCUACACGCUCCACGCACUCAUUGGCAGCCGUAAUGCCGUCGUGAUAGUUGAUAACGCAUUGCACUAUCUGAACAGCACGGACUCGACGGCCACGAUUGCACUGUGGACUUCUGUCUGGGGCGACCAGCCGGCUUCCCUCGAAUACAUCAUAACAAGCCAGGAGCAAAAGUUCUGUAUGAGCUGGGAUGCGAGUGGUCACAGGUUACUGUGCGGGCGCAAUAAGCAACGAAAUAACAGUGGGAACUGCGUUCCAUCGCUGCCGCUUGGUCAGUCGGCUACCAAAACUGCAUCAGUCGCCUCAAGCAAUGCUAGCAGUGGCUUUGAGCGAGGACGAUGUUCAGCCUUUCCUGGCCAGGCUAAAAGGAUCAUGGGGUCUGGACAGGAAACUCUUCAAGGAUACUUCAGUGCCAAUGGCAUCGAAUAUCACUGGGAUCGUUAUCCCUCCCCGGGCAUGCUGCGUGAUCCCGAAUAUUGA